Lachancea thermotolerans CBS 6340 is the source of this 3006-nucleotide messenger RNA. RefSeq names its product metalloendopeptidase (gene STE23). Gene Ontology annotation, cellular component: cytosol; mitochondrion. Lineage: Eukaryota; Fungi; Ascomycota; Saccharomycetes; Saccharomycetales; Saccharomycetaceae. The record is from RefSeq and is a predicted model, not a curated record. The transcript has a single exon. Gene Ontology annotation, molecular function: metalloendopeptidase activity; metal ion binding. The coding region runs from base 1 to 3006 and encodes 1001 amino acids. Gene Ontology annotation, biological process: peptide catabolic process.
AUGAACACCGUUCUGCCAGGCUGCUCUUUGGUUUAUAAAAGUAAGCACCUUUUUUCGAAUUCGGCUAAUUCUCUUUGUUCACACGUCAAAGGCACACUAAUUCACCGGAAAAUGUCGAGCUACAUUGAUCACGGUGUCAAGUUUACCAAACCCCUCCUGGAUGACAGAAACUAUCGGUUCAUUGAGCUGCCUAAUAAGUUGAAAGCGCUUUUGAUCCAAGAUCCCACUACAGACAAGGCGGCUGCGGCGCUUGACGUCAACGUGGGGUCUUUCGAAGACCCAGAAGAUUUACCUGGUCUCGCACACUUCUGUGAGCAUCUCCUGUUCAUGGGAAGCUCGAAGUUUCCUAAUGAGAAUGAAUAUUCGAGCUAUCUGAGUAAACACGGUGGCGGCUCUAAUGCCUACACCAGUGCGAGGAACACCAACUAUUUCUUUCAAGUCAAUCAAGAGAGCUUACAUGGUGCGCUGCUUAGAUUUUCAGGCUUCUUCAGCUGUCCUUUGUUUAACAAAGAGUCUACUGACAAGGAGAUCAACGCUGUUGACAGCGAAAACAAGAAGAACUUGCAAAGUGAUCUAUGGAGACUAUAUCAGCUUGACAAAUCUCAGAGUAACCCUGAGCAUCCAUUCCACAAAUUUUCUACGGGCAAUCUCAAGACCCUUGGCGACAUCCCUAAAUCGAAAGAUGUUGAUAUACGUGACGAGCUGCUGAAGUUUUACGACUCUUCGUAUUCGGCAAACUUAAUGAAGCUGUGUGUCCUUGGAAGAGAGGACCUAGAUACGAUGUCGCAGUGGGUUUACGAUCUUUUCAAGGAUGUGCCCAACAGCGACAGACCUGUCCCAACUUAUGAAGCCAAAAUGCUACCCCCACAGUACUUGACUCAAAUCAUUAAUGCCAAACCUGUCAAGGACUUGAAGAAAGUUGAAAUCACAUUCGUUGCACCAGAUGUGGAUGAGCAGUGGGACUCAAAACCCGGGCACUACUUGAGUCAUUUGAUUGGCCACGAAGGCUCUGGCUCAUUGCUUGCAUACCUAAAGUUAAAAGGAUGGGCAAAUGAGCUUUCGGCUGGUUCUCAUACGGUAUCUGAGGACAACGCAUUUUUCUCAGUUGACAUUGAUUUGACAGAUGAGGGUGUCAAGAAUUACGAGUCCGUGAUUCAAUCUGUAUUUCAGUACAUUGAACUACUGAAAAAGGAGCUGCCACAAGAGUGGAUCUACGAAGAGCUUCGUGAUACUGCCGAGGCCAGCUUCAAGUUUAAACAAAAGGGAAAUCCUGCAUCCACCGUGUCCUCAUUAUCUAAAGCUCUCGAAAAAGAUUAUAUUCCCGUUGGUGACGUUCUCAGUACCUCUCUGCUAAGAAAGUACGAACCUGAACUUGUUGUCAAGUACAUUGCUCAUUUGAUACCUGAAAAUUCCCGGGUUACAUUCAUUCACAAGAAUGCCUCAACAGAUUCCACCGAAAAGUGGUAUGGGACGGAAUAUGGCGUAGUGAAAUACAGUGAGGGCCUGAUGGAUAAACUCAAGAGUCCUGGAACAAACUCUUUGCUACACUUGCCCCGUCGUAAUGAAUUUAUUUCUUCCAACUUCCAAGUCGACAAACUUGAAGAUGUUGAACCUUUGCAAGAACCCUUGCUUCUAAAACAGGACAGACAAAGCAAAGUUUGGUAUAAAAAGGACGACAGAUUUUGGGUUCCGAAAGGGCACAUAUAUGUGUCAAUGAAAUUGGCGCACACAUACUCCAGUGUUGUAAACAGCAUGCUGACCACUCUAUACGUGGAAUUGAUCAAUGACUAUCUGAAAGACUUGGAGUAUGAUGCUCAAGUGGCUAGCUUGCACAUUUCCUUCCGGAAAACCAAUCAAGGCCUCGAUCUCUCCUUAAGCGGCUAUAACGAAAAGAUGGCAAUCCUGCUCAAAAGGUACUUGGAAGGAAUUGCCAACUUCCAGCCUGCCGAAGACCGUUUCAAAAUCUACCAAGAUAAGCUGUUGCAGAAGCUGAACAAUCAUUUGUAUGAAGUUCCUUACUCUCAGGUUUCAGAUGUCUUUAACUCCGUCAUCAACGAGAGAGCAUGGACUAUUGCUAACAAGCUUGAAGUCGUCAAGCAAUUAAAGUUCGAGCACCUGAAACUAUUCAUUCCAGCAAUUUUUGAACAGUUUUCUUUUGAAAUUUUGGUCCACGGUAACUUCAGCUGCGAAGCUGCUCUUGAAGCCGACAACUUGGUCAGGGCUUUGGCGCCUCGCGACGUCCAGAACUUCCAGCUUAAGAGCUCAAAACCUAGAUCUGUUCUUCUUCCACAAGGCAAGACGUUCUGUUACCAGCAAAUGCUUGCGGAUGACAAGAACAUUAACUCUUGUAUUCAACAUGUUACGCAGUUCGGAUCGUACUCGGAAGAGUUAUCCGCAAAGGCGUCUUUGUUCGCUCAAUUGAUCGACGAACCUGCGUUCGACACUUUGCGGACAAAGGAGCAGCUUGGGUAUGUUGUCUUCAGUUCCGCGCUCAACACCCACGGCACUGUGAACCUAAGACUAUUGAUCCAAUCUGAGCGUGACACUGCUUACUUAGAAUCUAGGAUUGACGCAUUCCUCGUCAAGAUGGGUCAAGUAUUACAAGAAAUGUCCGACGAAGAAUUCGAAAGACACAAAGUGGCGCUGUGCAAGACUCUUCUGCAGAGAUACAAAAACCUUUCGGAAGAAAACACCAGGUUCACGACUGCCAUCUACAUCGGUGAUUACAACUUCAUCAAUAAGGAAAGAAAAGCUUCUCUUGUUGAAAAGCUGAGCAAGCAAGACAUGCUGGAGUUCUACAGCCAGUAUGUAGUCACCGAGGAGGCAUCCAAGCUUGUAAUUCACUUGAAGUCCCAGGCAAUAAGCGACGAGCAAAAGAGCAACGACCGCGUCGAGGGCUACCCCACAGGGGAGCUGAUCACCGAUAUUGGCAGCUUCCAGAGCAAGUUAUGCCUAGCGCCAGUGCGCCAGCCGAUCAAGAAGCUCGAGGUCACCCCCAAGUUAUAA